GCCAUCAAACGGCCAUCAAAAGUAGGAUUUUAAUUUGAUACACGAUGGCCGAGUCCGGCAAGAAAAGGCGAGUCAGCCAUGCUAACAGGAGCUCACAAACGUUUAUUAACAAUUUAGCAAACAUAUUCGAGGGCGGUGGAACUGUCGGAGAGGGUAAUUUUGUGGAGGGCUCCAUACUUCGCAUCACCAUGAGAAACUUCCUGACCUAUGACCACUCAGUGGUGUUACCUGGACCCAACCUGAACAUGAUAGUUGGAGCCAAUGGAACUGGCAAAUCGAGCAUUGUGUGCGCUAUAUGUCUCGGUCUUGCUGGCAAGACUGCUAUCCUGGGCAGAGGCGAUAAGGUUGGGCUCUAUGUCAAACGGGGGUGCAACAAAGGAUCUGUUGAGCUUGAAUUGUACAAAAAUGAUGGUAAUAUAGUGAUAAACAGAGAGAUUCAUGUGGAGAACAAUCAGUCGCUGUGGAUGCUGAAUGGAAAACACUGCAACCAGAAAACAGUUGAAGAGGAGGUCAAGGUGUUGCAUAUUCAGGUUGGCAACCUCUGCCAAUUUCUACCUCAGGAAAAAGUGGGAGAGUUUGCAAAGAUGUCUAAAAUUGAGUUGCUGGAGGCAACAGAGAAGUCAGUGGGACCACCUGAGAUGUACAGGUACCACUGUGAGCUCAAAAAUUUCCGACACAAAGAACGGGAACUGGAGAACACGGUGAAGGAAAAGGCGAACUUCCUGGAGAAGGCCAAGCAAAGGAAUGAGAGGAACAAACAUGAUAUGAACCGUUACUACGAAAAGAAAAGGCAUCUUGAUGUGAUUGAGUUGCUCGAUAAGAAGAAACCAUGGGUGGAGUAUGAGACCACCCGUAAGGAGCUUGAGGGUGUGAAGAAGGAGCGAGAAGAGGCCAAAAAGCAGCUCUCUGCCCUGAGGCAGGCCCAGGCGCCCAUGUUGAAGAAAAUGCAGCAGAUUGACAACCACCUUCAGCCCACUGAGGCACAAAUAAAAACUAAGACGGUCGCCAUCAAAGAAGCUUCUCUGAAGUGCAAACAGAAACAAGAUCAGUUGGACCAAAAACACAAGCAGAUUGAUGAUAUCAAACAAACCCAGAGACUGAAGCAGAUGGAAGAGGAAGACCACCAAAAGCGAAUCAGCAACACCAAACGGACCAUUGAGGACAUGAAGGCGGAACUCGGCAAGGUUGCUGACCAGCCAGACAUGACGCCAAGAAUCAAUGAAGUCAACGUCGAGCUGAGGCGCAUUCAGGUCGAGAGAGCCAAGAUUGAAGGAGAGAAGUCCGACCUUCGCAGGGAAAAGGACCAUGUUAUAGCUGAGGGCAGAAUGUUGGAGAAAAAACUCAAAGACAUGAACAACAUGAUGAAUGCCAAAGAGGAGAAGCUGCGAGGACGCCACAGGGACACACACACCGCCCUCCAGUGGCUCAGACAGAACAAACAUCUCUUUAGUGGAAAUGUCCAUGAGCCCAUGAUGCUGGUGAUCAACGUGAAAGACCAUCGCUUUGCUAAGUACGUAGAGACCCACAUCUCAUUCCACGAUCUCCGAGCGUUUGUUUUCCAGAGAAAAGAGGACACAGAGAAGUUCAUGGCUGAGGUCCGAGACAAGAUGAACUUAAAGGUGAACACGAUCUCCGCGCCAGAUGAGUCGUGCUCUAAGCGUGAACCAUCCAGAAAUAUUGAGUCUCUGAGGCGUUUUGGGUUCUUCACUUACCUUCGUGAGAUGUUCGACGCCCCUGACGAGGUGAUGAGUUAUCUCUGUCACCAGUACCGGGUGCACGACGUCCCUGUCGGCAAUGAUCAAACUAAAGCCAUGAUAAAAACGGUGAUCGAGGAGCCCUACCUCAAGGUGUUGUAUACCACAGAGGAGAGGUACACAUUGAAGAGGUCCUUUUACUCCAACAAGAUCAGCACCAGUAACUCUGCAGUGCACCAUUCCCAGUACCUCUCUAUCACUAUAGACGCCGAAGAGAAACGGCAACUGGAGCAGCAGAUGAAGGACUGUGAGUCCAAAUUACGAGAAAUUGAUGAACGAUUAAAGGCUCUGCAGAAGGAGGCUGCCUCUUUGGAUCGCCGAGACAACGAACUGUUGGCAGAAAAGAAAAAGCUGUCUGAGCUAAAGGGCAAGAAGAGACAGCUGGAGCAGAAAAUCAGCACCAAACAAGACAGUCUGAGGCAGAUGGAGAACAGUUUUAUUGAUCUGCAGAAGAUUGAAGAGGAGACUAAAAAGAAAAUAGAAACUGUUAAUUUCCAGAAGGUGGACAUAGUCAAGGUGAUCGUGGCCCAAAUGAAGCUGAGAGCCCAGCUGAAUAUGGAGAAGGUGUACUUGGCUUUGGAGACGGUGGGGCUGACAGCUGAGAGGAGCAAACUGGAGAAUGACUGUAGAGAGGGCGCCUCUGAACUUAAGAGCACUGAACAACAAUGCAGCCGUCUGGAGCAGAGGAAGGCUCAGCUGACGGAGCAAUGCAAAGGCCUAUUGAAGAGAGCCAAGUCCAUCUGCAGGAUGCAAGCUGAUGAGGCAUUACCAGAAGACCUACGUAAUGCUUUCAGUGAUCUGCCUGACACGCUGGAUGAGAUUGAUGCCAUGUUGAAUGAGGAACACUCCAGAGCAGAGUGCUUCACCGGUCUCAGUGAAAGUGUCGUUGAUGAGUACAACAGGAGGGAGCAGGAGAUCAAACAUCUGGAGAAAGAUCUGGAAGAAAGGAGCAACAACCUUACUGCUUAUCGUCAGAACAUAUCAGAGGCUAAGGAGCGCUGGCUGAACCCGCUGAAGCAGCUGGUGGAACAGAUUAACGCCAAGUUCAGUGAUUUCUUCCGCCACAUGCAGUGUGCAGGAGAGGUUGAUCUGCACUCAGAGAAUGAGGAGGAGUAUGAUAAGUAUGGGAUUAGAAUUCGUGUUAAGUUUCACAGCAGCACUCAGCUCCAUGAGUUGACGGCCUACCAUCAGAGCGGAGGAGAGCGCAGCGUCUCCACAAUGCUCUACCUCAUGGCCCUGCAGGAGCUCAACCGCUGCCCCUUCAGAGUGGUGGAUGAGAUCAACCAGGGAAUGGAUCCUGUUAAUGAAAGAAGAGUCUUUGACAUUGUGGUCCGCACAGCCUGCAAAGAGACAACAUCCCAGUACUUCUUGAUAACACCCAAAUUACUGCAGAACCUUGAGUACGCCGAUGAGAUGACCGUCCUUUGUGUCUAUAACGGCCCCCACAUGCUUUCCCCCAACCAGUGGGACGAAAAGGCUCUGAUCAGGCGCUGUCUCGAAAGAAAAGCCAGGCAGUGAAACACCAAGCCAAAAUGUAACUGUUCACUUUUAAAUCAGACUUAUUUUGUUCAUUUACUUCAUAGAAGUGAUGUUUAGCUGUUCUACUAAAAAGGCUUUAUAGCCCCAUAGAGAGAUUUCAGUUUAGUUCAGCCCAACAUUUUGUUUCAUAAAGGACAUUUACAGACCAGGUUUAUAGAACAUACAAAAUAUGCUAUGAGCACUUUUGUGGUUUGGUCAUUUGUAUAUUAUUUGCAUAUUUUUUAUUAAAAGAAUACAGUAACAUGUUCACUCUUUGGACAGUCUAAAAUAUGUUGAACCUGUUUGACUUUCCUCAGCAAUGUAUGUGCACUUGUGUAUACUGUAUAUUCAAAUAAAAAUAUUCCUUCUGUUCUAAA
This is a messenger RNA of Labrus mixtus (cuckoo wrasse), 3649 nucleotides long. RefSeq names its product structural maintenance of chromosomes 5 (gene smc5). Gene Ontology annotation, molecular function: ATP binding; ATP hydrolysis activity. NCBI's taxonomy places the organism in Eukaryota, Metazoa, Chordata, Actinopteri, Labriformes, Labridae. The record is from RefSeq and is a predicted model, not a curated record. The transcript has 24 exons. Bases 45 to 3272 code for a protein of 1075 amino acids. Gene Ontology annotation, biological process: double-strand break repair via homologous recombination. Gene Ontology annotation, cellular component: Smc5-Smc6 complex.